UGGCUAGUCGUUAUUGUAGCUAGCUUCACAUAGGUCAAAACCACCUACCCACGAAAACAACCCCAAACCAUCCCGACUAACGUUACGUUCAACGGUGUUGCAUUUAUAUCGUCUACCCAUCGGAAUAAAAGGGAACCUAAAACGAUUUAUUUUGAAAUUAAGAAUAUUUUUCAUGUAAUAAUGUACGCCGGAUAGCUACGCCACAUUCCUCUGAUAGCUACAAGUCGCCAAUGUGAUGUUAUAUGCGGAAAGAGCAUACGGGAACCCCAUUGAAGUAAUGAGGUGAAGAAGCACAAAGCAGGCUAAAGCAGCUGGCUACUAGCUACCUUCCAUACUCUGCUAAGUCUGAGACUGGGUCCUCCGGGUGUCCCCCAUCCAAUGCUCCUGAAGCGCCAUGAGCCACAGCUGGGGACGAUUUACUACUCCAUAGACUGCCAUAUCUCCUGCAGCCUUUCCCUCUCUGUCCUCGGGCCCCCCCUGGCCCCUUCCCCCCUUCCCCAUUGGCCGAGAUGAAGAAGGUGGGGCAGUGGUCGGCGGAGGAGGUGUCCCAUUGGCUGAGCGAGGAGGGGAUGCAGGAGUAUGGCGACUCCCUCCAGCAGGCGGACGGCCCCGUCCUGCUGCGGCUCACCCCGGAUGACUUCCUGACCCCGCCCCUCUCACUGGUCUCCUCAGACAAUGGGCGGCAGCUCUUGGAACGGUUGGAGACCCUACGGAUCGAGCAUCACAUUGAGGAGCACCAAAAAAACGGCCACGCCAAUGGCCAUGGGAGGCUGCCCAACGGCACUGCCAAGCCCCUGCGGAAAGGUUCGCUGGGGCUUAAUGGCUUCCGGAAGGAGAUGGUCCAAAUCCCCAUCCCCAUGUUGGAGCCUGAACGCUCUGGGUUCCCCCAGGAGUGGGGCAAGACAGGCGUAGCGUUCCUCUACGCAGUCUGCUGCUUUGUCACUACCACUGUGGUCAUCUCAGUGGUCCAUGAGAGGGUGCCGGCCAAGGAGCAUACCCCACCGCUGCCCGAUAAGUUCUUUGACAUUUUUGACCGGGUGGAGUGGGCCUUCUCUAUCUGCGAGAUCAAUGGCAUGCUGCUGGUGAGUCUGUGGCUGCUGCAGUGGACCCUGCUCAAGUACAGAUCAAUAAUCAUCCGUCGGUUCUUCUUCAUUGUGGGUACCCUCUACCUGUACAGAUGUGUCACCAUGUACAUAACCACUCUGCCUGUUCCAGGGAUGCACUUCCAAUGCUCUCCAAAGCUAUUUGGGAACUGGGAGGUUCAGAUGAGGAGGAUCAUAAAGCUGAUCGCCGGCGGAGGCCUGUCAAUCACCGGCUCCCACACCAUGUGUGGAGACUACCUGUACAGCGGCCACACAGUCAUUCUAACACUAUCAUAUCUCUUUAUCAAAGAGUAUUCCCCUAAGAGGUUUUGGUGGUACCACUGGUUCUGCUGGACUCUGAGUGCAGUAGGCAUCUUCUGCAUCCUGCUGGCCCAUGACCACUAUACUGUGGACGUGGUGGUGGCUUAUUUCAUCACAACACGUCUCUUCUGGUGGUACCACACCAUGGCCAACCAGCAGGCGCUGAAAGAGACGUCCCAGAGUAACCCAUUCUCCAGAGUCUGGUGGUUUCGACUGUUCCAGUACUUUGAGGGAAACGUCAAGGGCAUUGUCCCUCGAAAUUAUCAGCUGCCGUGUUCAUGGCGAUCGUCUCCGUGGAGCCAUGGGGUAAAGUACAGCAAAGUGGACACCCAGUGACCCAGGUCACGUGAGGGGUGGGAGCUGAGUGAGAGACCUCCUGAAGUUGUGAUCGUCUGAAGGAGAUGGUGUCGUGUUGCCAAGCCAGUGCUGUUCCCUUGACUUGUUGGGCUCAUUUGAGAAAAAUCCCAGUUCUGGCUAGCACUGUGACCAUAGUCUUACUUUAGCACUACAAAUUAUUUUAUUUUGGGAAAGGUUUUUGAAAACUUAGCACACUACUUUGAUCAUGUAUUUUUUGCUUGGGACACUUUGCAAUGUUUCGUUGACUACAGCAGAUCUGGUUAAUAUUUAAAUAUUAUAUUUCGAUUAUUUUUGUUUUUUUGUUUUGACCAUGGCUGUAACAAGUAGUUUAGACUCUUUUCCUCUGCAAAUAAUUUGAGAAAUUCUGGUCCGAUAAGGUCUACCAAGUGCAAAACAUGUCACUGAAAUGUUUAUUUGAUAACCAAAAUGCCAUACGUUGUCUGGGGGAGUUUUAGAUGCAAAACAUUUUUUUCUUUUUUAACAAAUUACUUUUUUGUCAACUACAACGUGGCAAUGGUGCAAAAAAAGUUUUUUUCUAACAAUUGCUACUUUAUUUUUCAAAACAAAUGAUGUCCCCAAAAAUAUUUUUAGAUUUGUACCUUUUUCAAGAUUGAAUGCUGAAAGCAGAAGAAUCUGUGGUAUUUAGAAUUGUUCCAGUGCCUUCCUUAGCUUGAUUGUACUAUGUGUCUGUGUUCCUCUGCCUCGCGCGUGUCUGUGUGACUGCCCACAAGGUCGGCAUGAAGCGGUUCCAAAUGAUCGUUCAAGUCCUGUUCGCAUGAAUGUAAGAAUAAUGAUGCCAGCCUUAUAUGGUAAUUAGUCUUCCCAAAACCAAAAACAUUGAGACGAGUGAAAUGUCCUGUCAAUUUAUUUAUGUUUUCAUAUAUAAUAUUUUUUUCCAUAGCCGGUGAUGUUAUAGCAGUUAAUGAAGGACCGUUAAGUUGUUUGGUUAUGUCCUAAUCAUUUACUGACCCUUAGCCAGUCUUGACCGUGUUCUAAUCUUGUUCCAAUCCUAUUCUAACCAUGUCCUUGCAAGAUGGUCCUGGAGGGUUUUCAGUCCUCUAACAUGUCAUUAAGACUUUAAAGCUCAUUGACAUGCUAAUAAUCUUGUAUCAAAGGUUAGUUGCUAACUUUGAAAGAAUGAUGGAAACCCUCUGGACCUCAAGGACUGUACUGGAGUUGUGCAGCACACCUACAAGUCUUUGUAAGAGAUACUGAAUCCCUAUUUUGUCAAACAGUGUUCUCGAAACAGACCCAGAAAAUACAUCUUACUGGCUGUUGUCGACUUGGCCAAUAGAGCAGUGUGUUCCUGAAUGCAGCCUGCCAGAAUGUCUUACUGAUAAAUAGGGCCGGAAGGACACCAGUAUCACUAUUUUUUCCGUUGCAAAAAUGAAAACCCGAAGCAGGCUAACUCUUUGGUCCUUUUAAAAACCUACUGUAUGUUAAAUAUUGUUUGCUAUAACUCCCGAGUGGCGCAGCAGUCUAAGGCACUGCAUCUCAGUGCUAGAGGUGUCACUACAUACACCCUGGUUCGAAUCCAGGCUGUAUCACAACAGGCCGUGAUUGAGAGUCCCAUAGGGCGGCGCACAAUUGGCCCAGCGUCGUCUGUUUGGCGGUUGUAGGCCGUCAUUGUAAAUAAAAAAAAAUUCAUAACUGAAUUGCCUAGUUAAAUAAAGGUAAAUUUAAAUGAAUAAAUAGCUUGGAAAAUAUAUACAUUUGACUGUAGAUGGCAUCAUAAUGAUGUUUGUUUCUGACAUUAGGACUGUUUUCCUGAAGAAUUUAAUCCCGCUUCGUGCUUUGUUUCCCUGCCACGAUACUGACGAGUAUAUACUGGUAUCGUCCUGGCCCUACUGAUAAAGACAAGCUUCUUGUGAUUAUUUAUCUGUCUUAUUGACAUACAUGUUGAUCUUAAUGCAGUUCAGUGGUGAUAUGCCAUCUUUGAACUUUGUCAAAUGUAUAGGGCUUUUCAAUGUUGACUUGUUUAAAAACAGAAGUUUGAGGCAAAGUGUAUUGGUACUGUCCUGAACUACAUUGGCUGGCAAGUUUGCAAUGCCAAAAAUAGUUUAGUCACAACUACCUACUAAAGAAGCUGACAAAUUGUACAAAGCCAAUGGGGUUAUCAAGUGGGCGAGGGGGCAAAAUGCACAGUACUGGGGAUCUAAUGUACGGACAAAUCCACACAACAGACAACGUACUGAUUACCAUGAAUGUGAAAAUGGUCUCUAAUGAUCCUCGAUACACUUGUGCAUUAAAAUGAUUUUGUGUUACCAUUCCAACAGCACAACAUGUUUUCUCCUGAAGUAGAGCUGGUUCGAGUAAGAAAUUACCUCAGUUCAGCUGUCUGACUGGAGAGACUGAACUGAUUAUAACAUGGCACUUUCUGUUAUGAAAAUGCAGCAUGGCCCAGUUUAAUAGAACUGAAUGGUGAGACAGGACAGGUUAAUAUAAUGGACCUCAAUUGUAUUUAUUCUUUAAAAAGAGCUCUAGCCUCUAAUCAUUGUUGUACAUUUUUACGUGAUGUUUUUUUUUGUGUCCUAAAGAGUAGCAGUACUAAAUCGAUAAUGAUGACAUAAUUUGAAUGCUGAAUUGAUGUGCUAUUUCUUCUAUUGAUGAAUGUUUUGACAAAUUGUAAUUUGGCCGCCUCAGCUUGAGGAGGAGGCAGCGGUGGUUGUCCUCUAAAGAAAAAGUUGGGAGACCUUCGUUCAAGGGGUAUAAGGUCGUAUGUUUAUGGCUAUAUUAAAAGUGCAUAAACUGUAAUGAGUUUAGCAUGUACCCAUGUGAGACGAAAUGCUGUUCUCAUUGACAGCUGUGGCUAUGUCAAAAAUGUAUGAAUGUGAAUGGCAGAUCAGAUGUCUCUAUAUAGGCUUAUUGAUGUAAACCUCUCUAAAGCCAUCUACAGCUGUAACAUGAGAGGAGUUUGGGGAUAUUCCCCUUGAGCCCCUUCAAUCCAGACAUUUCUCUCUUAAAAAGGAAGCCAGUAGUGGUGGAAUGUUUGAACCAUUUCUGAAAUCCUUCGACGUUUGAUGCACGCACAUUAAGGCCAUAUUUGACUUGAAGUGCACACGCCUAACUUAAACCAGGCAGUGAAAGUCGGAAUAUGUGCCUUGAUAAAUAUAUAUAUAUAUACAAUACCAGUAAAAAGUUUGGACACCGACUCAUUCAAGGGUUUUUCUUUAUUUGUACUAUUUUUUUUACAUUGUAGAAUAAUAGUGAAGACAUCAACACUAUGAAAUAACACAUGGAAUCAUGUAGGAACCAAAAAAGUGUUAAACAAAUCAAAAAUAUAUUUGAGAUUCUUCAAAGUAACCACCCUUUCCCUUGAUGACAGCUUUGCACAGUCUUGGCAUUCUCUCAACCAGCUUUAUGAGGUAGUCACCUGGAAUACAUUUCAAUGACCAGGUGUGCCUUGUUAGAAGUUAAUUUGUGGAAAAUGUUUCCUUAAUGCAUUUGAGCCAAUCAAUUGUGUUGUGACAAGGUAGGAGUGGUAUACAGAAGAUAGCCCUAUUCCAUAUUAUGGCAGGAACAGCUCAAAUAAGCAAAGAGAAAUGACAGUCCAUCAUUACUUUUAAGACAUGAACCUUCAUGUCAAUCUGGAAAAUGUCAAGAACCAAUAAGAAGAACAGACUUGCUUGGGCCAAGAAACAUGAGCAAUGGACAUUAGACUGGUGGAAAUAUGUCCUUUGGUCUCCGCAUGUGUGGUUCCCACCGUGAAGCAUGGAGGAGGAGGUGUGAUAGUGUGGGGGUGCAUUGCUGGUGACACUGUCUGUGAUUUAUUUAGAAUUCAAGACACACUUAACCAGCAUGGCUACCACAGCAUUCUGCAGCGAUAUGCCAUCCCAUCUGGUUUGUGCUUAGGCUGUGUUAGGGCUAACACCUCCAGGCUGUGUUAGGGCUAUUUGACCAAGAAGGAGUAUGAUGGAGUGCUGCAUUCGAUGACCUGGCCUCCACAAUCACCCGACCUCAACCCAAUUGAGAUGGUUUGGGAUGAGUUGGACCGUAUAGUGAAGGAAAAGCAGUCAACAAGUGCUCAGCAUAUGUGGGAACUCCUUCAAGACUGUUGGAAAAUCAUUUCCAAGUGAAGCUGGUUGAGAGAAUGCCAAGAGUGUGCAGAGCUGUCAAGGCAAAGGGUGGCCACUUUGAAGAAUCUCAAAUAUAAAAUAUAUCUUGAUUUGUUUAACACUUUUAUGGUUACUACAUUCCAUAUGUGUUAUUUCAGAGUUUUAUUCUACAGUGUAUAAAAUAGUCAAAAUUAACAAAACCCUUUCAAUGACUACUGUAGGUGUGUCCAAACUUUUGACUGGUACUGUAUAUAACACAUUUUUUGUCUGCUGGCCAUAGUUUGGGAGAGAAGUUAGUCCAUGGUUGCAAACUAAGCUGGAAAAACAUUUUUAUUUUAGAAUAAUUACAGCUAACGUAAUUAUGUAUGUUUAAUUUGUGUGAAUCAACAAUACAAUUGUUCAUGUGUUUCUUUUGUGUAUACCAGAUAAGCUAUGAUAAAUGGAUAGGACAGAGAAUUAUAUCUGGGAGACUUUCAAAUAAAACAAUUUAUCAUUCAG
This is a messenger RNA of Oncorhynchus kisutch (coho salmon), 6313 nucleotides long. RefSeq names its product phosphatidylcholine:ceramide cholinephosphotransferase 1. Bases 510 to 1739 code for a protein of 409 amino acids. Lineage: Eukaryota; Metazoa; Chordata; Actinopteri; Salmoniformes; Salmonidae. Gene Ontology annotation, molecular function: protein binding; sphingomyelin synthase activity; ceramide cholinephosphotransferase activity. Gene Ontology annotation, biological process: ceramide biosynthetic process; sphingomyelin biosynthetic process. The record is from RefSeq and is a predicted model, not a curated record. The transcript is spliced from 6 exons. Gene Ontology annotation, cellular component: endoplasmic reticulum membrane; plasma membrane; Golgi membrane.